AUGGCGAUGAUGAUGCCACCGCAGCAGCAAGGCGGCUAUCACCAUCCACAGACGCUAGAGGAAGUACGAACCCUCUGGAUUGGAGAUUUGCAGUACUGGGUCGACGAGAAUUACCUCUCUUCCUGCUUCUCCCAAACCGGCGAGCUCGUUUCUGUGAAGGUGAUACGUAACAAGAUCACUGGCCAGCCAGAAGGGUACGGUUUCAUUGAGUUUGUAUCUCACGCAGCAGCAGAGAGAACGCUUCAGACGUAUAAUGGGACACUGAUGCCUGGAACGGAAGUAGCUUUCCGUUUAAAUUGGGCUUCCUUUGGUUCAGGCCAGAAAGUAGAUGCUGGACCUGAUCAUUCUAUCUUUGUUGGAGACUUAGCCCCAGAUGUUACUGAUUAUCUCCUUCAUGAGACAUUCCGUGUUCACUAUUCUUCUGUUAGAGGUGCCAAGGUUGUUACUGAUCCAAGUACUGGACGGUCAAAAGGUUACGGGUUUGUCAAAUUCGCAGACGAAAAUGAAAGGAACAAGGCUAUGUCGGAAAUGAAUGGUUUGUAUUGCUCAACAAGGCCUAUGCGUAUCAGCGUAGCAACGCCUAGAAAAACUGUUGGUGUGCAGCAACAAUAUGUCGCUAAAGCUGCUUACCCGGUUCCAGUACCAGUCCCAUCUGCUGUUGCUGCUCCAGCGUACGUUGCUCAACCAGUACAGGUGCUUGCACCUGAAAAUGACAUCACCUGUACGACGGUUUUGAUUUCGACUUUGGACCCAAAUGUUACAGAGGAAGAGCUGAAGAAAGCAUUCUCACCGUUAGGGGAGAUUAUUUAUGUUAACAUACCUGCAACAAAGGGUUACGGUUAUGUUCAAUUCAAAACAAGGCCUUCUGCUGAAGAAGCCAUUCAAAAUAUGCAGGGACAUGUGAUUGGUCAACAAGCAGUUCGCAUCUCCUGGAGUAAAAAUCCAGGACAGGAUGGUUACGUUACACAAGCAGAUCCAAGUCAAUGGAAUGGGUAUUAUGGUUACGGACAAGGCUAUGACGCAUAUGCUUAUGGGGCAGCUCAAGACCCAUCCGUGUAUGCAUAUGGUGGAUACGGCUAUCAACAGUAUCCGCAGCAGGGAGAGGCUACACAAGAAGUUACAAACUCUGCGGCUGUUGGAGUUACAGGAGCAGAACAAGAGCUGUAUGAUCCUAUGGCCACUCCUGAUGUAGAAAAGUUAAAUGCAGUUUCCCUUUCGGUUCAUGCAAAUGCAAUAUUAGGACGGCUAUUGUGGCAGCGUACCUCAGCACUCUCAUCACGAUUGGGUAAAUGA
Messenger RNA from Eruca vesicaria subsp. sativa (arugula), 1293 nucleotides. NCBI's taxonomy places the organism in Eukaryota, Viridiplantae, Streptophyta, Magnoliopsida, Brassicales, Brassicaceae. The record is from the annotation of a GenBank genome assembly.